Messenger RNA from Myripristis murdjan (pinecone soldierfish), 5915 nucleotides. It is a transcript of the gene vwa8, whose product is annotated as von Willebrand factor A domain containing 8. Gene Ontology annotation, molecular function: ATP hydrolysis activity; ATP binding. NCBI's taxonomy places the organism in Eukaryota, Metazoa, Chordata, Actinopteri, Holocentriformes, Holocentridae. Gene Ontology annotation, cellular component: cytoplasm. The record is from RefSeq and is a predicted model, not a curated record. The coding region runs from base 107 to 5818 and encodes 1903 amino acids. The transcript is spliced from 45 exons.
AAUGAGCCGACAGAUUAUUAUGAAAUGAGCAUGAGGAAACCGAGGACAUAGCUUUUAAAGAGCGGUUCAGUGCGUCGUUUUAGGCCGUUUUGGGGGGAGCGUCGGGAUGCAUUCCCAGAUAUUGUGUAAAAGUACGGCGGCGGCCGUCGCUGCGAGGAGAAUGCGGAAUAUUUUGGGUGCUGUCCUGGGCAGAGACGGCUGGACGUGGAGAUCCCAUGAGGUCAAACUCCUCAGCACGUCUUCAGGUGACACAGUGACAAUAGGAGAGAUCUCUUACCAGCUCAAAACACCCCGGAGUCCAGAACUUGUUCCUGUCAAACACAUUUCUGACUCCAUACCUCAGACGGUGGCCCAGCAUCUACGAUGGAUCAUGCAGAAAGACCUACUGGGGCAGGACGUGUUUCUCAUCGGCCCCCCGGGACCCCUGCGGCGCUCCAUAGCCAUGCAAUACCUGGAGCUGACCAGGCGGGAGGUGGAGUACGUGGCUCUGUCCAGGGACACCACAGAGACCGACCUGAAGCAGAGGAGAGAGAUCCGUGCAGGGACGGCCUUUUACAUUGAUCAGUGUGCCGUGAGGGCAGCGACCGAGGGUCGGAUCCUUGUUCUGGAGGGGCUAGAGAAGGCGGAGAGAAAUGUUCUGCCCGUCCUCAACAAUCUACUGGAGAACAGAGAGAUGCAGCUGGAGGACGGACGCUUCCUCAUGUCAGCCGAGCGCUACGACAAGCUGCUGCAGGACCACACCAAAGAGGAGCUGGACGCCUGGAAGAUUGUCCGUGUAAGCGAGGACUUUCGGGUCAUUGCUCUGGGACUUCCUGUCCCCAAAUACAAGGGCAACCCACUGGAUCCUCCUCUCCGCUCCCGCUUCCAGGCCAGAGACAUGUUCUACCUACCUUUCAAGGACCAGUUGGAGCUGUUGUACACAGCAGGACCAAAUGUUGCAGCUGAAAGGGUGUCCCAGCUGCUGUCGCUGGCCACCACGCUGUGCUCCCAGGAGUCGUCCACCCUCGGCCUGCCUGACUUCCCCAUGGACAACCUGCCUCCAGCUCUGCAAAUACUGAAUGUCUUCCCCAUGCUGUCCUCGCAGCAGCUGGUCCAAAGACUUUACCCCUACAACAGUAUACUGGGCAAGGAGGGACGCACUGCUGUGGAGGGUGUCCUCAGUAGGUUUGAGCUUUUGGACGGGCGUCACCAGCCAGCUCCCAGUGAUGUUUUAAGCGUGUCCUCGUCUCGGGAUGUGGAGCACCACGCAGAUGUCACGUUACGCGUCGCAGACAAGGACGUCACCUUUCAGGUUCCAGCAGGCACCAAGGAGCUCCGCCCACCCCACAGUAGCCCCGCCUUCAUCAGUACACCAAGCCACGCCCAGCUGCUGGCUGAGAUGAUGCAGUCCCACAUGGUCAAAGACAUGUGUUUGAUAGGGCCCAAGGGUUGCGGCAAAUCAGUGAUUGCCAGAGAAUUUGCGGAGAUGCUGGGUUACAGCAUCGAACCUGUCAUGCUCUAUCAGGAUAUGACAGCCAGAGACCUUCUCCAGCAGCGGUACACCCUCCCCAACGGAGACACGGCAUGGAGGCCGUCUCCGCUGGUCACCGCUGCCCAGGAGGGGAAGCUGCUGCUGCUGGACGGCGUCCACAGGGUCAACCUGGGAACCCUGGCCGUGCUCGCCAGGUUGCUCCAUGACAGGGAGUUGGCUCUUUAUGAUGGGACCAGGCUGCUGAGGUGGGACAGAUAUCAGAGCCUUAAGGAACAAUUGCAGCUCACUGACCAGCAGCUGCAGGAGAGGUCUAUCUUCCCCAUCCACCCGUCGUUCAGGGUGCUGGCCCUGGCUGAGCCUCCUGUGGUCGGGGCCAGCAGCAGCAAAGGCAGCAGUGGAGCUCAGCAGUGGUUGGGGCCGGAGCUGCUCACCAUGUUCCUCUAUCACACCGUCACACCGCUGUCCAGAGCAGAGGAGAUCAGCCUCAUACAGGGACUGACUCCCAGUGUGCCUAAAGAGGCAGUGGAGCAGCUACUGCAACUCACACACAGCCUCCGCAAGACAAACGACCCCACAGCACAGUCUCUGGCCUCAUCUCUCUCCACCAGACAGCUGUUGAGGAUCUGUCGUCGUCUCUCUCAGUACCCGGAGGAGAGCAUCGCUCACGCUGUCAACAAGGCCUGUCUCUCCAGAUUCCUGCCUAGCCUGGCCCGUGCUUCUCUCCAGAAGAACCUGGCCAAUUGCUCCAUAGAGGACACACCAGACUCUGCAGAACACACUCGCAGCCACAGCUGUACUGUAAAGGACGGUGUGUUGACUAUCGGCAGUGUGUCCUCUCCCGUCUACAACCCCAGUGAGAAAAUGAAGGUUCCGGAUGUGCUCUUCUAUGAUAACCCACAGCAUAUGAUGGUGAUGGAGGACAUGCUGAAAGACUUCCUGUUAGGAGAGCAUCUACUGUUGGUGGGCAACCAGGGUGUGGGUAAGAAUAAGAUAGUGGACCGAUUCUUGCACCUUCUGAACCGGCCCAGGGAAUACCUGCAGCUACACAGGGAUACAACAGUGCAGACUCUGACCCUGCAGCCCUCGGUCCGAGAUGGGAUCAUCGUGUACGAGGACUCACCGCUGGUGAAGGCAGUGAAGCUGGGUCACAUUUUGGUCAUCGACGAAGCUGACAAAGCUCCCACCAACGUCACCUGCAUUCUCAAAACCUUGGUGGAAAGCGGAGAGAUGAUUCUGGCUGACGGACGCAGGAUAGUUUCAGAUCAACGCGAGGCUCAAGGACGGCCUAAUACCAUCGCCAUGCACCCAGACUUCAGGAUGCUGGUCCUGGCUAACCGACCUGGCUUUCCCUUCCUGGGCAACGAUUUUUUCGGAGCUCUAGGAGACAUCUUCAGCUGCCAUGCAGUGGAUAACCCCAAGCCCCAGGCCGAGCUGGCCAUGCUGAAGCAGUACGGCCCCAACGUCCCAGAUGCCACCCUGCAGAAGCUGGUGGGCGCUUUCGGAGAGUUGAGGUCAAUGGCCGACCAGGGCACUAUCACUUACCCCUACUCCACCCGAGAGGUGGUCAACAUCGUCAAACACCUCCAGAAAUUCCCCGAUGAGGGUUUGGCCAACGUGGUGCGAAACGUCUUUGACUUCGACUCGUACAACAAGGACAUGCGGGAGGUUCUGAUCGGAGCGCUGCACAAGCACGGGAUUCCCAUCGGAGCCAAGCCCAGCUCCGUCAACCUGGCCAAGGAGCUGCCCCUGCCAGAGGUCAAGAUGUCGGGGUAUUGGACCACCAACCAGGGGGGCAACGCUCGCCGCAAGCUACUCUGUCCCACUGAGACACACCCCAUCGAUAUCAAGGGCCCGGUGUUCCUGCGUGUUCAGGGUUAUCCCUGCAACAGACAGGAAAGCAGGGCUUUGAGCUUCAGCGAAGAGAAAGCCCACUGGCAGAUUCCCAUGAACGAAGUGAACAUCAUCUGUGACGUCACAACUAAAGACGAUGAGCUGUACGUGGCGACAUGUAAUCCCGUGUCCCUGUAUGCCAUGAAGGAGCGAGGGGAGACCAUCCACUGCAUGGAGCUCUACGAUGUUUUUCCCAGGACCAUCAGUGGCGUCUGGCAGCCCUUUGUCACCGUUGCUGCCUUGGGAAGCCCCCUGGACGGGCAGGUGGUGCUGCAUGAGGAGCAGAGCAACACCGUGCUUCACCUGGACUUGGUAACAGGUGCCGUCCGGAGGCUCAUGUUGUCUCAGGACAGCGAUCAGCCCUCUACCAAGCCCUCCAGUUGGUGGAGCAGCAAGGAGCAACAGGGAGGUCAUAAAAUGUGUCGUGAUUUUGCCCACAAAAACUGGCUCCUCUUCUACAAGGAGGACGGCAACCACCUGGAGGUGCUGGAUGUGCUCGAGGGCAGGGUCCACUCCAUCUCCCUGCCCAUCAACCUGAAGACCGUCUUCCUGGUGGCCGAGGACCGCUGGCUGCUGGUGGAGAGCAACACCAACAAGAAGUUUCUGCUGACUAAGCCCAUGCACAUGGGAGCUGAGGACUCUGGAGUGUGUCAGCUCCACACCAUCACCGAGGACUCAGUCAGCUCUGGCCAUGGAGCCAGCUCAGGUGAGCUGUGCGUACCCCAGAUGCUGUCAUGCGACCAGCUCCCCAACGAGAACCUGAGUGUCGCUCUGAACCAGAAGAUCGUCUCGCCUAACCGUCUGCUGGCCGACACCGGCUCCUACGCACAGGUCAUCGUGGGCUUCCCAGACCUCAUGUCCCCUAAUGAGGUGUACACCUUCAAAAGGCCCGUUGACCUAUCAGAGAAGAAGGGAGGUGAAGGAGGAGGUCACAUGUUCUUCAGAGGCGGGCUCCGCUCCAGUUCGGCCAAACAGACAAACUGUGUUAGUCUGCUCUCAGCCAAUCAGGUGGUGCGGGCCGUGCCGCCCUAUCAGGUGCCACUGAAGGAAGUCUACCCAAAAGACGUCACACCGCCAAUGGCAGCAGCUUACCUGGAGGUGACGGACCUGAACUCCAAGAAGGUCAAAUACAUUCCUGUCCCAAGGUCAAUGACCGUGUCGCCCUACACCAACUGGCUGUCCAAGGUGUCAGACUCUGACGUUAUACUGGCUGGUCUGGGUUCUGGGGGUGUGGUCACAGUGGAUAUGGGCGGGUACGUCCGGCUGUGGGAGACAGGAUUGGACAAUCUGCAGCGAUCGCUGAUGGAAUGGAGGAAUAUGAUUGGGACAGAGGAUGGCAGGCCUAUACAGAUUACCGUCCAGAGGGACAGUGGUCUGGACGUCACCGCCCCAAAACACGGCAAGAUUGACCCCAACAACGCUCCUCAUGUUGGAGGAAACCAGUGGGCUGGAGGCACAGGAGGCAGAGACACGGCGGGUCUGGGUGGCAAAGGGGGGCCCUACCGCCUGGACGCUGGACACAAGGUCUACCAGGUGUCCCAGGCGGAGAAGGAUGCCGUGCCAGAGGAGAUACGCAGAGCUGCCCGUGAGAUGGGCGAGAAAGCCUUCAAAGAGAGGCUGAAGGAGAUUGACAUGAGCGAGUACGACGCUGAAACGUACGAGCGUUUCUCCAAGGCGGUGAGGAGACAAGUUCAGUCUCUCCGCAUCAUCCUGGACAGUUUGCAGGCCAAAGGAAAGGAGCGACAGUGGUUGAAGAACCAGGCUAUCGGAGAACUGGAUGAUGCUAAAAUCAUUGAUGGACUGACCGGAGAGAAGGCCAUAUAUAAACGCAGGGGAGAGCUAGACCCAGAGCUGGGCAGUCCUCAGCAGAAGCCCAAGCGUCUGCGGGUGCUCGCCGACGUGUCAGGCAGCAUGUACAGGUUUAACGGCGUGGACGGCAGGCUGGAGCGCUCCAUGGAGGCCGUGUGCAUGGUGAUGGAGGCUCUGGAGAGCUACGAGCACAAGUUCAAGUAUGACAUAGUGGGCCACUCAGGCGACGGCUUCGACAUCGAGCUGGUCCGAGCGGACAAGGUCCCCAAGGACAACAAACAGAGACUCAAAGUCCUCAAGAAUAUGCAUGCCCACGCCCAGUUCUGCAUGAGCGGCGACUACACCCUGGAGGGCACCGAGGCCAGCAUCAGGGAGCUGGCGCGAGAGGAGGCCGACGAGCACUUCGUGGUGGUGCUGAGCGACGCCAACCUGGAGCGCUACGGCAUCCGGCCCGAGCGCUUCGCCCGCGUCCUGACCUCCGACCCGCAGGUCCACGCCUUCGCCAUCUUCAUCGGCUCCCUCGGCGAUCAGGCUGAGAGGCUCCAAAAGACACUACCAGCCGGAAGAUCCUUCGUUGCCAUGGACACCAAACAGAUCCCCCAAAUACUGCAGCAGAUCUUUACAUCCACCAUGCUGUCCAGUGCCUGAAGCUGACACACACACACACACACACACACACACACACACUGCAAAAACGCAAAAUCGUACCAAGAUUAUUUGUCUUAUUUCAAGUCAAAAAUGUCUU